Messenger RNA from Linderina pennispora, 857 nucleotides. RefSeq lists its product as uncharacterized. NCBI's taxonomy places the organism in Eukaryota, Fungi, Kickxellomycota, Kickxellomycetes, Kickxellales, Kickxellaceae. Bases 8 to 370 code for a protein of 120 amino acids. The transcript has a single exon. The record is from RefSeq and is a predicted model, not a curated record.
UUCAAAAAUGCAAGCCAUCCCAAAAGAAAGGUUGAACCGCGGUGCUUGGGUUCCUAGAGCGUGGAAAGGAAAUGCUAGAGAUAUGAUUUAUAUGCGUACUUCCGUUUUAGGUGCCGAUCACCUUGCAGCUCUGGUCACAUUUCUGGCCAUGGGUAUUCUAUUCUGGCUGGGAGAAAGAGGCAAUCUUUUGUGGAUGGGCGCAUGUGGUGGUAGGACGAGUAGGAAAGGCUUAGACAAACCUCACUAUAUGCAGUGGCUGCCUCGUUCUUUGUUGGUGCUGGCAUGCAAAGGAACGGAAGCCUAUGUCGAUAUGCGCGGGUGUAUCCGGCUUUCAUUUUGUUGCAAGCAUCCUGCAAACAAUGUACUGUGAUAUUCAAAAGCCUCUCCACCCCCUACUCCAUGUCCGUCCCUGGCCAUUACUGAAAACAUAGCUCUGACGUGCUAUAGUGCGGCAACGACAAUGGUGUUCCAAGCCCUGUGCUGAAUCUUCAUGACAGCACUGAUCUGUGCUGCUCGAACUCAAUGCCCUAUUCGUGGACCCCUCCGUGGUGAGCAGCUGGUCUGCAUGCUCCAAGACCAGCUAGGACAGAUCAUUCGCCCGCUGUCCUGAAAUAGCAUUGGCAAGGGGAUUGUCAGGAGGCUAACGUCGUGGAUGUGCAACAUCGAGGCAGUGUGAGGGAGCAUAAACAGAUUUCAGAGUGGUCCAGGUGCUGUGUUUUUUCUGGCGAGCCGGAUAAAAUAUCAGUCACUCUGCUCGCAGCUGCCUUGGUUUCAGGUCUGGUUUGAGGGGUUGGCAGCCUGGCGGUCUUGCCGGACUGUCCUUGCGCCCCCUGAAAAGGCGAUUUCGGACUUACCGA